This is a messenger RNA of Sycon ciliatum, 486 nucleotides long. RefSeq lists its product as uncharacterized. The record is from RefSeq and is a predicted model, not a curated record. Gene Ontology annotation, molecular function: DNA binding. The coding region runs from base 1 to 486 and encodes 161 amino acids. Gene Ontology annotation, biological process: DNA integration; DNA recombination. NCBI's taxonomy places the organism in Eukaryota, Metazoa, Porifera, Calcarea, Leucosolenida, Sycettidae. The transcript has a single exon.
AUGCGUGCGAGCGAGUACACGGCGCCAUCACCAACAACGGUGGAUGCUCACAGGACUCUUCAGAGGAGCCAUGUCGCCCUCUCAGAGGAGAAGGUCACGAUCACCCUAGGGGUAACAAAGACGGCACAGUCGGGCGCUGGUGGCACAGUGUUACUGCAUGCAAGCAGGUAUCCCGCAACCUGCCCUGUGCGUUCAGUCGCUGCCUACAUAAGUGCCAGGGAGUGGGCGGAUACAGGUGCCCCAUUCUUCGCCUUCCGCGAGGGGCGCUACCUAACCCCGGGCGACGUGAACGCCAUUCUCAAGAGGGCUUUCGGCCCAGGCGUUUCAAGCCAUUCUCUGCGGAUCGGUGGUGCUACGGCCAUGGCCGAACGACAGGCCCCGGAGUGGCAAAUUCAAGCGGCAGGGCGCUGGUCAAGCUCUGCGUACAAGGCGUACGUCCGUGUCCCGUCGGGCAUGCCAGCUUAUCAGCAGACAGAGCUAGCGUAG